This is a messenger RNA of Coffea eugenioides, 1238 nucleotides long. RefSeq names its product alpha-soluble NSF attachment protein. The transcript has 9 exons. Gene Ontology annotation, cellular component: SNARE complex; vacuolar membrane. The record is from RefSeq and is a predicted model, not a curated record. The coding region runs from base 109 to 978 and encodes 289 amino acids. Lineage: Eukaryota; Viridiplantae; Streptophyta; Magnoliopsida; Gentianales; Rubiaceae. Gene Ontology annotation, molecular function: syntaxin binding; soluble NSF attachment protein activity. Gene Ontology annotation, biological process: SNARE complex disassembly; intracellular protein transport.
GCAAAAAGCGUACGGUGCCCUGUCGCGUUUCUUUACCUUUUCCUAUUUGAGUAGCCAUUUUCUCCAUUAAAUCAAAAGUUCCUCUGCUCUACGAAGAAAUAUCGAAGAAUGGGGGACCAGAUUGCUCGAGCCGAAGAAUUUGAGAAGAAAGCCGAGAAGAAGCUCGGCGGAUGGGGACUCUUCGGCUCCAAACAUGAAGACGCUGCCGAUUUAUUUGAUAAGGCUGCCAACGCCUACAAACUCGCGAAAUCCUGGGAUCAAGCUGGAGCUGUGUAUGUCAAAUUGGCAAGCUGUCAUCUGAAGUUGGAUAGCAAACAUGAAGCUGCAAAUGCUUAUGCUGAUGCUGCUCAUUGCUAUAAGAAGACAAACAUUAAAGAGUCUAUAUCUUGCUUGGAGCAGUCCGUGAAUUUGUUCUUGGAAAUUGGAAGGCUCAAUAUGUCCGCAAGAUACUACAAGGAAAUUGCUGAACUACAUGAGCAAGAACAGAAUUUGGAGCAGGCUAUUGUCUACUAUGAGAGAGCAGCUGAUCUUUUCCAAAGUGAAGAUGUCAACACCACUGCAAAUCAGUGCAGGCAGAAAAUUGCCCAAUUUGCUUCUCAAUUGGAACAAUAUCCAAAGGCAAUUGAGAUUUAUGAAGACAUAGCCCGACAAUCACUUAACAAUAACUUGUUGAAGUACGGAGUCAAGGGGCAUCUUCUUAAUGCUGGCAUAUGCCAGCUGUGUAAAGGUGAUGUUGUGGCAAUCAAUAAUGCACUGGAGCGGUAUCAGGAACUUGAUCCAACGUUCUCGGGAACACGGGAGUACAGACUUUUAGCGGAUUUGGCUGCUGCAAUUGAUGAUGAAGAUGUGGCAAAGUUUACUGAUGCUGUGAAGGAAUAUGAUAGCAUGACUCAGCUGGAUGCAUGGAAAACUACUCUUCUCUUGAGAGUGAAGGAAGCAUUGAAGGCCAAAGAGCUGGAGGAAGAUGAUCUUACUUGAUUAUUUUUUUUAACUGACACCUUUGACCCAUUAUGUUUUGAUUGGUUUGUACGGUGUGGUCGUGUGUGUCUCCUGUAUGCUCGUGUUCUGCUCUUAUAAUCUUGGGUUCCUUUACUGCGUGUACAAUUGAUUUAGUAUGUUUCUUAUAUUGAAUAUAGUGUCACAUUUCCUACAUUGUCAUCUUAAAAUGUACUACGCUAAUGUAUUUCUAUCUUAAAAUGGCCUAAUAAAGUGCCGACGCUGUGUGCUCUUUGUAUGUU